AACUGGCGGUCGACCGUCGCGAUAACGUGCAGCUGCGCGGCCAUCCUCAUCGUCGUGGUUUGGACUGUGAGGACGACGUCCCACCAGAAGCGGAAACGCGUGAAACAGUCCCCGAAGAAUGAGACGAAGAGCAAGCCGGAUGUUAACAGCGAGGAGAACGUAAACGCGGAGACAACUGAAGAAGAGAACGAGGGAACGAGGCGAAGCGAGAAGAACGAUGAGGAGCGUGAUGACACGAUUACCGAACUGCCAGAUCCAAAGUGGCAGAAGGUUGGCCAAAUUCAAGAAUUGUACGUGUAUCCAUUGAAGUCUGGUCGGGGGAAGAGCAUAAUGGAAUGUGACUUCACCGAAUGGGGAAUCAGUUUCGAGGAUGCGGGCAAGUUCAAGCUCAGAGACAGAAUGUUUCUAGUGUACAACGAGGAAACUGGACGCUUCCAAACCGGAAGGCAAUAUCCAACGUUGAUCCUAGUGAGCUUAUCCGCGGUGGACGAGACCAAGGUGAAGUUAGAGGCUGUUGGGAUGCCCAGCGUGAUCUUCCAAGUUCCGAAGAACGCCGAGAACGCUUCUGAAGCCGUUCAGUGUACCAUGUGGUGGGGAGAGCCGGUGAAGUGUAUCGAUUGCGGCACAGAAUCCGCUGAAUGGUUGUCCAGAUUUUUGACCGGAACGACUUCCGGUCUUCGAUUGGGGUACACGAUGAUGGACAAGAGAAACGUUUUCGUCAAGCCGUGGAAGAAAUUCACCAAAGUAUACCAAAGACUUAGGAACGAAGACACUGGUCUGUUCAGCGAUUUGGCCAGUUACAUGCUGAUGACCACACGGUCUAUGGAGCAGUUGAACGAGAAAUUAGAGAGACCAGUGCCAACUCUACAAUUCCGUCCAAAUAUUUUGGUGUCCACGCAACAACCAUUCGAAGAGGAUCAGUGGGAGUGGAUAAAAAUCGGCGAACGAGCGGUGAUCAGGAACGUCAAACCCUGCACGCGUUUCAGGGAGCAAACCGAUCCAGAACGAAUAUCUCUGGAGGGAAAGGCGCCAAUGAUGGGAAUAUAUUGCGGCUUGUACGUCCCUGGAAGUGUAAAAAUCGGCGACGAGGUGUUUGUUCACCGAUCCAGUGGCUCGCCAGUGGAAUCGAACCGCAAUCGAGAAGAAGAAGAAGAAGAAGCAAAGCCAAGAUAGACACGAGAAAUAUAAAAAUAAAAACUUAAAAAUCGCUUUCUAAAAUGGCCUUCCUCUUUGAAACUAGGGACUCGAAUCGCUCUUAAAAAUGUCAAUAUACGAACAGGUAUAGAAAUAUAGUAUUUUCAAAGCGCCAGUUCAAUCGAGAGCGAUUCCUGGAAGAUUCAAGAGACUCCAAGACAAUAUAAAUGCGCGAUUUCUACCAUUGAUUAUUGUUAAUUAUCGUUUACUGUAUAAUUCUGGGUGUUCUAUAAUUGGGACUGGUUUAGAUCGAUGUUCAUGGCCUCGUGUAUUUUAGAACGUCUUGGAAAUACAUUCAAAGAAAAUUGUUCCACGUGAAAUAAAGUUUUCGAUUGUUAUAGAAAAUCUGCGUACAUCCCUAAGAAGAAUGGGGAAAAAAGGAAUCUUUCUCUCAAGGAAUUAUCUUGAGGGAAGAUCGCGUGUUAUAAAAUUUAUCGAUACAAGAUUUUGAAUUAUUCUUCUGUAUUUGCGAGAAUAAGAAAAUGUUUAAAAAAAAUUGAUAAUUUAAAAAGCUAAAAACGAGUUGUUAAAUCAAGUUCUUUUUGCAAUUGUUUACGAUUAUUUCAUGCAAUUACUUUAAGAAAAAAAUUGUAUGCUAUUCUUCUGUUUCUGAAAAUGGCAAAGUACUAAGAAAAAGAGUUGAUUCAGAAAGAUACAAGACGCGACUACUUUUCAAAAACUGAUCAAACCAACCAAUCUCUUAAUUUGCACACAUAUUCACUUUAUCACUCUCACUUGUUAUUUAAGUAAAACAACCUCGAGUCUACCGUAACAAUUCAAAGAUUUAUUGACACUGAAUAAAAUUGGUCAAAAUGAUCAAUGACGUUUGUGAUGUUUAUUAAAUAUUUUAUGCGAAACAGUGCAUAUUUUUAGAGAUUCAAAUGUAACAAAUAAUAAAAACUCUCGUACUCCGUUGUACUAUAAAUAUUUUCUAUUUUUUUUUUCUUUUUUCUUUUAAUGCUUGCCAAUAGAAAUUUCGCGGUUUGAUCGUCGUUAUAGUUUCACUGUUGGAAAAUUGAUCUCCUCACUGACGAAUAAGACGAACGAAGAUCCCGAGAUGAAUGACG
This is a messenger RNA of Heterotrigona itama, 2261 nucleotides long. The record is from the annotation of a GenBank genome assembly. NCBI's taxonomy places the organism in Eukaryota, Metazoa, Arthropoda, Insecta, Hymenoptera, Apidae.